GGAAUUUGUGUUGUAGCUAAUAGUAUUUUUAUUUUCUUUCACGUAAGAAAAAUUUUCUUGGUUGGGAUAUGGACUCGUCUGAGAAAGAGGGAAGUGGGGCAACGGGCUCUCUUCCCCCUCCCCCGCCUCUGCCCCCCAAUGUGGUACCAAUCAAAGCAGAAUCUGAGCCUGCAAAGGAGGUUUCACGUGUCCCAAUGGCCGGGAAAGCUUCGCAGUUGGGGACUUUCCUGAAGUUUGAUGAGGCUCCUGAGACAUCCUCAAGCCGUAGUGGGGCGACUGCUCCUGAGACAUCCUCAAGCCGUGGUGGGGUGACUGCUCCUGGAGCCACACCUGUUCGGCAGCUGCCGUGGUUGAACAGGACUGUCGCCGAUUCUAUGUUCUUCUGCUGAGACCUUCGGACCAUGCUUUCUAUAGGCUUUUGGUUUUACCACCAACUGAUCUGAAACUCUUUUUAAGUAUAUUUAAACUUUAGAGGUAGGGCUAUCCCAGACUUGUUCUGAUGAUGAUGUGCUGUUCUCUGAAUCAUCAUCCGCCAUGUUUUCUAUAGGCUUUUGGUUUUACCACCAACUGAUCUGAAACUCUUUUUAAGUAUAUUUAAACUUUAGAGGUAGGGCUAUCCCAGACUUGUUCUGAUGAUGAUGUGCUGUUCUCUGAAUCAUCAUCCAUUUUGGUUAUAAACUUUUUGGAUGGUUGGCCCCCCACCGUAUCUAAAGAUAUGAAUGCUUGACUAGGUAAUUCACAGUGGCUUUUUCCUGUUUGGUUUAGAGAAGUGGUUAUACUACUGCCCUUUACUCUGUUCUCUUAUUUACCGUUAGGCUUGGGUAUCAGUUAACCAGUUAGAUGUGGCUUCCGAGUAACUACUUUUGUUGGUUUCUGAUGCUUAGAAAACUAUACCAUUUCGUUAUUACUUCCCUAUUAUAUAACGUAAUGCUUUUCCAAGUCGCUGGUAAAUCAAAAUUGGAAUUGGCCCAAUUAACCGAAUUAGAAGCCUUUGCGCAAUUUGCUUCUGAUCUCGAUAAAGCUACUCAGAAUCGAUUGGCAAGAGGUCAACGAUUACGUGAGUUGCGAGAAUGAGUUAUAUUUCUAGCUUAUUUAACUUUUCAGGAAAGAGUUUGUUCGUUUUGGGUAUAUAUACUACUGCCCUUUACUCUGUUCUCUUGUUUACUGUUAGGGUUGGUUAUCAGUUACUUAACCAGUUAGAUGUGGCUUCUGAGUAACUACUUUUGUUGGUUUCUGAUGCUUAGAAAACUAUACCAUUUCGUUAUUACUUCUCUAUUAUAUAAUGUAAUGCUUUUCUGUGGCAAGAAUGAGUUAUAUUUCUAGCUUAUUUAACUUUUCAGGAAAGAGUUUGUUGGUUUUGGUAGGAAAAAAAAUAGCAUACAAAAAUUUAUCGACAAUACUCCCUCUUAAAAACGAAUCUCUACUGUUUCACGUAGCAAAGAAAAAAGAAACACCAAUAUUUCAAAGGAGUCUCCAUUUCAAAACGAUGGCAACCGUAACAAGCAGGAUCAACUUUCCAGAAUUGUUUGUUGCUCAUUUAGGAACAUAGAUUAUUUAAAUUUAUGAUGUUAAACUUGUUUAAAUUUUAGAACUAGGCUGCCUUUCAUGGUUUGUCAAAAAAAUGGUGAUUUUAGAUAUUUUUAGUAUUUUCAAUGCUUAGAGAGAGUAUACUUUUAAAUUUGUUCAGUUUUUACUUAUUUAAGUGU
Durio zibethinus is the source of this 1706-nucleotide messenger RNA. Lineage: Eukaryota; Viridiplantae; Streptophyta; Magnoliopsida; Malvales; Malvaceae. The record is from RefSeq and is a predicted model, not a curated record.